Mizuhopecten yessoensis (Yesso scallop) is the source of this 865-nucleotide messenger RNA. RefSeq names its product aminopeptidase N-like. Gene Ontology annotation, cellular component: cytoplasm. The annotation marks the transcript as partial. Gene Ontology annotation, molecular function: zinc ion binding; metalloaminopeptidase activity; peptide binding. The transcript has 7 exons. NCBI's taxonomy places the organism in Eukaryota, Metazoa, Mollusca, Bivalvia, Pectinida, Pectinidae. Gene Ontology annotation, biological process: peptide catabolic process; proteolysis. The record is from RefSeq and is a predicted model, not a curated record.
GUACAUAGCCACCACUCAGUUCCAGCCUACAGACGCCAGGAAGGCCUUUCCGUGUUUUGAUGAGCCUGGGAUCAAAGCCAGAUUCGACAUCGUAUUGGUCAGACAAAAUCCUAUGGUAUCACUUUCAAAUAUGCCAAUUAUCCGCACUGACACUAGAGAUGGUGGUUGGUUAGCGGACGUUUUUGAAACAACACCUGCCAUGUCGACCUAUCUCCUGGCCUUUAUCGUAUCCGACUUCGAGAAAACCAGUAAUAUGACGAAAAACAACAUACUGUACGGAACCUACUCCAGACCGGAGGCCAUCAACCAGACAUAUUAUGCUCUUAAAACAGGCACAGAAAUAUUAACAUAUUUUGAGGAUUAUUUUAACAUUUCGUUUCCACUUCCUAAACAAGACAUGGUUGCUCUCCCCGACUUUGCUGCCGGCGCCAUGGAGAACUGGGGUCUGAUAACGUACCGAGAAACAGCCAUGUUGUAUGAUCCUCUGGAGUCUUCCGAGGUUAACAAACAAAGAGUAGCUGUAGUUGUCUCCCAUGAGCUGGCUCACCAGUGGUUCGGAAAUCUCGUGACUCCGUCUUGGUGGGACGAUCUCUGGCUAAACGAAGGCUUCGCGAGCUUUGUGGAGUACAUGGGCGUGGACUACGUACAUCCGGACUGGAAAAUGUUUGAUCAGUUUGUCGUGGAGGAUAUACAAAGCGUUUUCAAUUUUGAUGGACUUGUGACGUCACAUCCAGUUUAUGUUCCCGUGUCUCACCCUGAUGAAAUCAAUGAAAUAUUUGACCGGAUAUCGUACGGAAAGGGGGCGUCUAUCAUACGAAUGAUGCGGUUCUUCCUGGGAGAGGACACCUUUAAGCGUGGACUGACG